Molecule: messenger RNA, 501 nt
Organism: Pezoporus flaviventris
Lineage: Eukaryota; Metazoa; Chordata; Aves; Psittaciformes; Psittacidae
Product: ankyrin repeat and MYND domain-containing protein 1-like
Exons: 4
Coding region: 85-369 (94 amino acids)
Source: RefSeq, a predicted model, not a curated record
UCCCAUAAUGCUGUUGUCAAUCUUCUUCUUCAUAGUGGAGCUGAUGUGAGUAAGUGUAGUGAUGAAGGAUUAUCUGCUCUCUCCAUGUGUUUUAUUCUCAUUUAUCCAGAAGAAUCUUUUAAGGGUAAUACUGCUGAGAGGAGCUUGCACAGUUACAAGUGGACUGAAAAAUCAGAAUCCUCAGAAACUGUCAGUGAUGCUGAAGGCAUAAUGUCAGAACGACAGAAGAGAUGGGAAACAAUCCAGCUACUGCUUCGUCGAGGUGCAGAUCGCAGCGCAUCCUGGGCCCCACCACACCUCCUGUUCUUUGCUGUUAAAGGUGCAGAUGCAGAAGCAGUGGAACUCCUCUUAAAAAGGGGAGCCAGUUAGGGGGGUUAACUCCUCUCCACAUGGCUGCCUCGAUUCCUGGGGAGGAAGGGGUCCAGGUAACCCAGUACCUCCUGCAUUCUGCCCCAGAUCUUAAUGCAAGGGCAGAAGAUGGAAAUGAGAUAAAUGGUCCAG